Durusdinium trenchii is the source of this 177-nucleotide messenger RNA. The record is from the annotation of a GenBank genome assembly. Lineage: Eukaryota; Dinophyceae; Suessiales; Symbiodiniaceae.
AUGGCCAAGCUGAAGUUGCGCACCGGGGCAUUGAUGCCCAGUGAAGUCGAGGGUUUCUCGGUGCAGAUGCAGAAGCAAUGGGCACGAGACUUUGCAUUGCCCUUUCCGGUCUGGCCACAUCAAUCCUGGUUCAAUCUGGACCUUAUCGAGGUGAAAGACAAGCAUUGCCGGAGAUAG